Mycena citricolor is the source of this 5436-nucleotide messenger RNA. Lineage: Eukaryota; Fungi; Basidiomycota; Agaricomycetes; Agaricales; Mycenaceae. The record is from the annotation of a GenBank genome assembly.
CCGACAUCAUAACUUCUUUCCUUCCUACAAGCUACAUCGAGCUCGUUGCGCGGCGGGCUCCCGCCAAGCGACUAUGUUGUACCUUACUUCCGAUCUUUUCCCCGUCUUCGUCCCUUUUGGUGUUAUUGGCUUCUACCGAUACCUAUGGUACCUCAUUCGUCUCACCGCCUCCGCCGUCUAUCGCCCAGUGCCGUUACCCGAAAACCCUACCUACAUUGCAGCCGAAGACGUCACCAUCAUUGUCCCCACCAUUGAUGCGGGCGAAGAGUUCAAAGAAGCCGCUCGCAGCUGGCUAGUCGGGCAGCCAAAGGAGAUUCUCAUCAUCACCGAGGAGAAAAUGUUGAAGGAACUACAAGCCCUCGCCAAUGCCGUCGAUCCGGAACGUAUCCGGGUGUUAACGGUGCCCUUUGCCAAUAAACGACUCCAGAUGAGCCACGGUAUCAAGAACACUACGACUGAUAUCAUCUUCUUCGCUGACGACGAUGCCAUCUGGCCUCCUACCCUCCUUCCCUCUGUACUCGCGUGUUUCGAAGACCAGAAAGUUGGUGGUGUUGGGACCAGUCAGCGUGUACAACCCGUCGGGAAUCGCAUGACGGUUUGGGAAGUGCUUGCCGCUUUCCGCCUCACCAUUCGCAACAUCGAAAUAUCAUGCUCCACACACAUCGACGGUGGCCUACCAUGCCUCUCCGGUCGGACUGCUGCUUACCGCACCAUCAUUCUCAAAGACCCUGAGUUUCUUCACGGCUUUACCCAUGAUUAUUGGCUCGGUAAAUACCAGCUCAACUCCGGUGACGACAAGUUUUUGACAAGAUGGAUGGUAUCCCACGGCUGGAGUACGUACGUGCAGUGCUGCAAAGAAGCAGAGCUGCUCAGUACUAUGAAACCUAACUGGCGAUUCCUCAAACAAGUAUUGCGUUGGACCCGGAACACCUGGCGGUCGGAUCUCCGCAGUCUAUUCAUGGAGCGUUAUAUUUGGACGAGCCACCCAUACGUAGCAUAUACCAUGGUUGACAAGCUUUUCAAUCCGUUCACCCUGCUCCUCGGCCCUGUUUUUGUCGCUCGGCUCAUCGCCAAGAGCACUAUCCCCGUUUCACAGGGUGGAUACCAUCUCCCGUGGUGGAACAUCAUCGCGUCCUAUGUCGUCUGGCUUUUUGCUACGCGAACGGCCAAGUUGUUGCCUCACCUGUGGCAGCGGCCUCAAGAUAUCAUUCACGUUCCCGCCUUCAUCCUCUUCGGGUACUACUUCGCCAUCAUGAAAUUGUACGCCCUUUGCACGUUACACGAGACGGGUUGGGGAACUCGUGCGGGUAUCGGUGAUGCGUCCGCAGCCACCGCAGCCAUGGCUGCAGCUGACAGCGCACGUUUGCAAGAAAAAACAGCUCCUGCGUCCAGCUACUCAAACAGUGACCCAUACCAACCUCCCCCUAGCGCUUAUUAUCAACAAGGCCAGGAUUCACCCUUUCGAGACGAGAUGUCACCGUUCACGGACGAGACUGCUGGUGAAGAGAGCGCUACCCCGGUAUAUGCAGCGAGAGCUCGCCGAGCCGAACACGAUGCAAGUUCACAGAUGGGUUUUGCCAGUUAAUGCUGCGGACGAGGUUCUCUACAAGCAUCAAAUACUUAGAACCCGGACCUUUAUCCAUCUGCAUCUACUGUCUCGUAUACCCUCGCUACUACCUAAGAUAUUGCUUUCGAUUGGACUAUAAUAUCUCAUCAUCAAUCUUCUGACUUGCUUGUCGCUGUUGUCAAGCCUGUUGAAUUGAACGCCGACGGUAGACCAUGAUGGAUGGACCUAAGGCAGCCAAGAAACGCAAACUCACUGACAAGAGUGUUCCCCAUGCCAUUCUCCAGAACCCAACUUUCGCGCAAGAUUCGCAAAUGUACCAGGAUCUUUUGGCUAUGGAGAGGAAAUUGGACUGGACUAUGACUCGCAAGAAAGCCGAGAUUCAAGACGCUCUCGUCCGAACCCCAAACGUGCAGCCGUCAAUGACUUCCCUCAACGGAACUGACUGUACUACGCACUCCGCCCGUGGACCCUGUCUUCAUCUUUUCCAGCUUCCCGGUCAGCGCGCAAAAGACAAAAUUUCAGCGCGGAAAUUCUCCACGUUCAUCAAGCGCUUGGUUAUUGAAUUAGACCGAGAUCCCAAUCUCUAUCCAGAAGGUAACAUCGUUGAGUGGCCACGGGCAGCAGGGGCCCAAAAUAUACCACAAGACGGCUUUACUAUUCGCCGGAAGGGGGAUGUGCCCACCAAAGUGCGAGUCAUAAUCUAUCUAGAACACCAGCCAGAGCAAUUGCGUGUCAUCCCAGAGUUGGCGAAUAUCUUGGGGAUCAAAGAGGAUAGUCGUAUUGGAAUCACCCAAAGUUUGUGGAACUACAUCAAGGUCCAGGGCUUACAGGACAAGGAAGACCGACGACUCGUGAGAGCUGAUGACAAGCUUCGGCACAUCUUUGGCGGAGAUAGUUUGCCAUUCCAGAAACUGUCUGAGUUGGCCAACCGUUGUCUUACCGCACCUGAACCUGUCGUUCUGAACUAUGUCAUCAACCCCACUGUCUCUCCCCCGGAGCGCCCUAUGGCUUGGGAUGUCGAGGUCAAGAUGGAGGAUGUCGGUCUCAAAAGCCGGAUGUCGGUUGUGGUUCAGGCAACGAAGGAAAGCUCCCAAAGCUUGGCCAAACUGGACGAUGAGAUCUCGACUCUGGCACAAUCCCUGCAAAACUCACAUCUAAAACGAACAUUCCUCGAAUCAUUUGCCAACGAUCCAUCGCAGUUCAUCCAGACGUGGCUCGAGUCUCAAUCGAGGGACUUGGAGACCGUGCUGGGCAGCGGCCCUUCGGACGGAUUGACUAUCCGUCAAGAAGAGCUCAAGCGAAGCGAAUUCUUCAAACUUCCUUGGGUCGAAGAGGCUGUUUCUAUCCAAGAGGGUCUUCGUUUGGCUAGUAAACCUGUUUCACAACCACUUCUGAUCACAAUCUGCCGGGGGCACGGUCUGGAGUAUGAAUACCUCCAGAAUCUCCUUCGUACCCUCACUGAGAGCAAGACGCGCGAUGGCUUCCCGGAGCAUGACCUGAAGUUACUAUUAACAAGCGUCAAGGACAUUCGACGUCAAGCACCGGAUACCAGGCUACAGGAUGCAUUUUAUGACUCUCUGGAGGGCCUCUUACUGGAUCUACGCACCACAACCAUUGAUAACCACGAUGCGGAAGCUUUUCUGAGGCCAGUGACGAGAUCUGAGGUUCCCGACUACCAUGAAAUCAUUUCACACCCAAUGGACCUGCAGACCAUGCUCAAGAAAGUCAAAUUGAAACAAUACAAAUCGAAACGCGAUUUCCAAGAUGACCUUGAUCUGAUAUGGGCCAACUGCUUGACCUACAACGCGAAGCCGACGCAUCAUCUUCGUCAAUGCGCCAAACGCCUCAAAGUCAAGGCCGACCGUCUUCUCCGGAACAUUACCGAUCGAAGAGAGCGUCAAGACCCAUUGAUCCCCGCAGCUCUGGGCGGUGGAGGCCCCAUGCCAGGUGUUACACGUGCAAUGAAUACGGUUGGAAAGGCCAUGACAAUCAACGGAAACGGAAACGCAGUCAACGGACACAGGCCGACAACCAUCACAAUCAAACCUCACAGGAGGUCUACGAACGAUAUCCGCAAGACAAUCAGUCCUGGGACGUCCAUCAAACGAGGUCCUGCUGUUGUAAUGGCCGCUUUUGGCGAGAUGCCUGCUCUGGUCCGCACAACUGAGGGUAUGCGUAUGUUCUCAGAAGCAGAAUCGAGCAAGGCUGUAUUGGGAAAUCUGCAACGGUUUCUUCCUGUCUCCCUCACAGACGAUGCUAUCAUUGUGAAGGAGGAGGAGGAAGACAUAUACAUGGACAGGGCUGCCGGAGAGAAACGGCCAUGGACUGGCUCGGACAAUCGACCCCGAAAGCGUUUGCGACAAGACAGUCAUGCACCAGAAGAUGUCGGUGAUCCUUUUCUCUGGUGGAGUGCUGCUCAGUCAGAUGCGCUGAUUCCCAAUGGAUUGCCGCACAUUCCGUAUCCCUCCUCUGGGAUAUCGGCCCGCCCUCCCACUGUUUUGGCCCGCAAAAGGAGACCAAAGAAGGUUGCGACAAGCAAGUCAGAAAAGUUUCUACUGACCCUCAUGAAUGACAACAUCCGCACCAUACGUCGUCUGAGGCAUACACAUACUCGCUUUUCUGCGCUUGGACUGGGACAACCAUCCGCCAAUCCAGACGACUUUGACGCGCCACCUGCACCUCCUCCGCUGGACGGGCCAGCUGCAGCAGACAUGUCGAUUCAGGACGAAGACGCAUUUAUAAGUGUAGGCGAAGUCGACGAUCAGCCCUGGGGUGCGGCCCUGGGCCUCACGGGACGGUGGAAAAGGCGCAGGGUGGAGCUUGAGGCAGGUACUAUGGAGGAACCUAUCGAGAUCGGGCAACAGAAUGCAGAGAAUUGCAUGCAAUGGAUGACGGGAAAAGUUUUGGAGCAUGCGGGAUUCCAAGGCAGUUCCAGAAUGGCACUCGAUGUUUUGGCCUCGGUGACAUCAGAGUACAUGCUGAAUGUCGGCCGAACGCUUCGCUACCUUUCUGACAAGUAUGGACAGACAAUGACGCCCGAGGAAAUCAUAUUGCACACCCUGUUCGAGUCGGGGAUCUCACGUGUCCAGGAUCUGGAGCGCUAUAUAUCUGACGAUAUCGAACGCUACGGCUCCCGUUUGGGCGAUCUGGAAAAGAAGAUCGAGAAUGUCUAUCGGGAAGUGACUGCUGUUGGUGGCGUUCUCGAUGACGAGGCAUUAUUCGAAGAUGACGACGAAGAAGCUGGUGCUCUUGCAAUCGGUGACUUUGCUGAUGCGCUUGGCGAGGACUAUCUCGGAUUGCGAGAGUUGGGGAUCGCAGCUGAAUUCAAUAUGUCAUCGUUGAGUAUCCCGAAAAAGCUACUGCGGAGCAAGCGACAAGCAAUGGGAUUGCACGAUCCUGCAGGAACCUCGGCGCCAAAAGCACCGCUUCUACCAUAUCCCCCACCCCCUGCCUUUGUCCCUCUGACAUUAGGUCAGGUGGAAUCGCAGAUCGGGCUCUUGCAGGCCUACUACAUGAAUCGAUUCCAGAUGCUGGCUCCACAGCCACCACCUGCGGCGACUGGCGAGCCGAUUGUUCCGCCUCCUAUCCAAUUGCACGCCAACAUGCAACUCGCAGACGAUCUUCCGUUGCCAGCGUCGACAAAGAUGGGUCCUUUGGGUCAAAUCACGUUAUCCAAAGCCAAUCCCAAGAAGAAAGGCACGGCCACUCAACCCGGGUCUGCUGCCAAAAAUGGAGAAACAGGCGCCGAUUCCAAGAAGAAGAAGAAAGGGGCCACCGGUGUCGGCACUGGCAACGGUCGCAAGAAGAAUGCGUUGAUGUUGCCCCCGCCUUUGCCAGUUCCUACCCCGAUCAUUGCAGCAGGCGUUUAG